Cannabis sativa is the source of this 1777-nucleotide messenger RNA. RefSeq names its product protein AGENET DOMAIN (AGD)-CONTAINING P1. Bases 517 to 1473 code for a protein of 318 amino acids. The record is from RefSeq and is a predicted model, not a curated record. The transcript is spliced from 3 exons. NCBI's taxonomy places the organism in Eukaryota, Viridiplantae, Streptophyta, Magnoliopsida, Rosales, Cannabaceae.
GUAAUCAACAUGAAUAAAGGGUAACUCAGUUGAGAACUUGAGAAGCCUACUUGCUGCAAAUGUGUCUUUGAUGAACCCAGUCAAGACCAUUUGAGAAAGUACUUGCUUGAAUUGCUUGAAAUUUUGGCAUUUGUUCAAGUGUGUCUCUAAGAUUGAUACAUUUAUAGUUGUCUUGUGAUUCAGAGUAGAUUUUAUGGCUGAAGAAAGGUGUCUCAGAUGGACCAAACUCAUAGAUAAAGAUUUGAUUUUUAGAUAAACUAAUGGAGUAAUGGGAUCAAUUCAAGCAAAAUAAGGCAAAAAACUUAUAGUACAAGCCAUAUACAUAUAUAAUUAUGUAAGUGUGUGACAUUAAAGAUUUGAUUUUUGGUCCUUGGGAUAUCUUGAUGGUUUUCCUCUCUUACUCAUUCCCCAAGGAUAUAAAGAAAAGAGGAAUCUUUCCAAUGCAAUUUAAGACUUGAAAGACUAGAGAGUCAAAUACUCAAAAAACCCUUCUAAAACCUCGAAAGAAAAUCCAAAAUGCCUCGAAAGCCUAUACUCGAACCAAUCUCUACCUCUAAAAACAGCAUCUUUACUCCCGGUUCCGCCGUCGAGAUCAGCUCCAAGGAGCCAGGUUUCCGAGGAUCCUUCUACUUGGGUUCCAUAGUGAGUUCCCAAGCUUCUGACUCAUACUUGGUCGAAUACAAAACCCUGGUUGAAGAAUCGCCAAAUGGGUUCCAACCCUUGAGGGAAGUGGUGCGUUUAGCUCAGCUCCGGCCGGCGCUUCCGCCGGACACCAAAUGGGUUUGCACGAUUGGGGAAGAGGUCGACGUGUACCACGAUGAUGGGUGGUGGGAGGCUACGGUGACAAGGGACUUGGGAAAUGGGAGGUUUCGAGUGUUCUUUGGUGAUUAUAAGGAGGAAAUGGAGUUUGCCAAGGAGAGUAUGAGGCUCCACCGCAAGUGGGUCGAUGGGAUUUGGACUCCACAGUUGGUUGAAAACAAAGAAGAUGAACAACAGAAAAUGCAAAUUGAAAUGGAGAUAAAUUCUACUGAAGAAACAAAGGAAGAAACGCUUGGGUUUGAGAAGGGGACUAUAAUUGAGGUGAACAGUGAUGAAGAUGGUUUCCAAGGUGCUUGGUUCACAGCAACCAUUGUUGAACCAAUAGGGGAAGACAAGUUUCUUGUGGAGUACCAGAACUUGAGGACAGAUGAUGACAAAGAGUUUCUGAGAGAAGAGAUAGAUAAAAUCCAUAUUAGACCUUCUCCACCAGAAACUUUAAGGGAUGGUUGUUUUCGGUUGUUUGAAGAGGUUGAUGCUUUUUACAAUGAUGGCUGGUGGGUUGGUGUGAUUUCGAAGAUUGAUACAAACUCAAGAUAUUUUGUCUACUUUAAGAGUACUAAGGAGGAAAUGCAAUUUCAUCACUCUGAAUUGAGGCCUCAUCAGGAAUGGAUUAAUGGUAAAUGGCUUGUGACUUUUCAGGCAUUAAAGUUUUGAUGGCCAAACCAAAUUACUACAAAAUUGCGGUUGAACUUGUCGUUUUGAUUGAAGCCAUUAACUCUACUUACUAUUGAUGAAGAAAACAGAGUUCAGAUCACAGCUUCUUUGCUUUUUCAAUUUCAACCAUGUUUAUAUGCCUGUAAAUUUCUGGCUUAAUUGUUACUUAUUUCGAGGUUAAGUAAGUUCAAUACAAUCCCAGCUUUUCUUUUUCUUACUUGAUAGUUUUUCUCAGGCACAAUUUUUACCAUUUGGGAUAACAAAAUUUGAAUGAAUAGAUUGAGAAAUAGCCUUCAUUGUUAAA